This is a messenger RNA of Ziziphus jujuba (common jujube), 1731 nucleotides long. Its product is annotated as AP-4 complex subunit mu. Gene Ontology annotation, cellular component: trans-Golgi network; cytoplasmic vesicle; clathrin adaptor complex. Gene Ontology annotation, biological process: protein targeting; Golgi to lysosome transport. The transcript has 13 exons. The coding region runs from base 253 to 1608 and encodes 451 amino acids. Lineage: Eukaryota; Viridiplantae; Streptophyta; Magnoliopsida; Rosales; Rhamnaceae. The record is from RefSeq and is a predicted model, not a curated record.
AAAAAAAAAAGGCAAAAACACUAUGGGCCAGGUGCAUGUCUCGUGACUCCUGAAGACGUGGCUGCGAAAGAGGUGGUUUGGUCCUGACAAAGGAGGAGAGUCUAACCGGAUUCCACACGGAACCGUUGAACUGUGAAGGCCUUGAACCGCCUUGAAAGCUACAACGACUGUAAUCGAAGGACUUGGUGGCCAGAGAUUUUAGAGAGAAAGGGAGCUAUCGGAAGCUCGGCGCAGAAAAAACUGUCCGCAGCCAUGAUCUCUCAGUUCUUUGUGCUUUCUCAGAGAGGCGACAAUAUCGUCUUCCGUGACUAUCGCGGUGAGGUACAAAAGGGAAGUGCCGAGAUAUUCUUUCGCAAAGUGAAAUUCUGGAAGGAAGAUGGAGAAGGGGAUGCACCACCUAUCUUUAAUGUAGAUGGUGUAAACUACUUUCACGUGAAGGUUGCUGGGUUGUUAUUUGCUGCUACAACAAGAGUCAAUGUGUCACCUUCUCUUGUUUUGGAACUUUUACAAAGGAUUGCACGUGUUGUUAAAGAUUACCUUGGGGUCCUUAAUGAAGAUUCACUGCGGAAGAAUUUUGUGCUUGUGUAUGAGUUGCUGGAUGAAGUUAUUGAUUUUGGUUAUGUUCAAACAACUUCAACUGAGGUUUUGAAGUCUUCCAUUUUCAAUGAGCCAAUUAUGGUUGAUGCUGGCCGUCUGCCACCCCUUGGUCCUGCUGCAAUUUUCAUGCAAGGGUCCAAAAGAAUGCCAGGGACAGCUGUCACAAAAUCUGUUGUAGCAAAUGAACCUGGGGGUAGGAAAAGGGAGGAGAUUUUUGUGGACAUAAUUGAAAAAAUAAGUGUUACAUUCAGCUCUAGUGGAUAUAUUCUUACAUCUGAAAUUGAUGGCACUAUCCAAAUGAAGAGUUAUCUUACAGGAAAUCCAGAAAUUCGGCUUGCUCUUAAUGACGAUUUGAGCAUAGGAAGAAGUGGAAGGUCAAUCUAUGACUAUAAUAGUUCAUCUGGGUCAGGGCCGGUUGUUCUAGAUGAUUGUAAUUUCCAUGAAUCUGUUCAUCUAGAUAGUUUUGAUAUUGACAGAACGCUUACACUGAUACCACCAGAUGGCGAGUUCCCUGUUAUGAAUUACCGCAUGACUCAGGAAUUUAAGCCUCCUUUCCGUAUUAAUGCGCUGAUUGAAGAAGCAGGACCCCUUAAGGCUGAAGUUAUAAUUAAAGUGUUUGCUGAGUUUGCCUCAAGCGUCAUUGCAAAUACAAUUCUUGUACAGAUGCCACUGCCAACAUAUACAACUAGGGUUAGUUUUGAGCUGGAACCUGGAGCAGUCGGAAACACAACUGAUUAUAAGGAAGCAAACAAAAGACUUGAAUGGGGUUUAAAGAAGAUUGUUGGUGGAUCGGAGCAUACACUACGAGCAAAACUGACAUUUUCACAACAAUCACAUGCAAAUAUUACCAAGGAAGCUGGACCUGUUAGCAUGACAUUUACAAUCCCAAUGUAUAAUGCUUCAAGGCUUCAGGUAAAGUAUUUGCAGAUAGUGAAGAAGUUGAAGACAGACAAUCCAUACAGAUGGGUGAGAUAUGUCACACAGGCGAAUUCAUAUGUUGCCCGGUUGUAAACCUCAGUAUUCUCAAUUUUUAUCGUUCCUUCUCUUGCUUUAAUCAGCUUCUGUAGCACUAAAUUUCUCCAGAAGUGAAUGCUUUAUGCUCUUUUUAUAAUUGAAUUUGAUAUUUCUUCUGUA